This is a messenger RNA of Cooperia oncophora, 135 nucleotides long. Lineage: Eukaryota; Metazoa; Nematoda; Chromadorea; Rhabditida; Trichostrongylidae. The record is from the annotation of a GenBank genome assembly.
AUGAUGGUGUGCUCAAUGUGUGACACACAUUUCUGCUGGAACUGUGAUGCGAUUCUCGAUGGUAUUAUGUAUGGGCACUUCUCGGAAUCACCGGACUGUCAAGGACAAGGACCGCAAAUUCCACUUGGCGACUGA